AUGAGCAACAAUGGCGACGAUAAUGAUGAGUUCCAUCCUCUCCUCCAAGGCAUGUUGGGUAUCCGCAAGUGGACCGUUGAACUGGAGGAGGGAGAAAAUGUCCCUGAAAAGGGGACGCGCCCUGGCCAAUUUCUUGCGCGCAGAAAGAUGUCGCCACUGGAAGCAUUGAUAAUAGAGAAGGCAAACCUGCAGUGUGUCAAGAGAAUGUACAAACUGUGCCCUGAAGCACUGACUCCGGGCCUUUGCAAAAAUGCCGCUAGGUGUGGAUAUCCUUCCAACUUGGAGGAACUGCUCACGAAGUCCCUUUCUGAUGACAGCGAGGAGAGCGACGAAGAGAGUUCUAGUUCGCAUCCAUUCUUCAGUAUUGCCAAAACUAGGGUGUUUUCCAUUCCUGAAUGGGACUAUGACAGCGAUUCCAGCUUCCACAUGAGAGAACUUCCUGAGCAAGACCUGUACCCACUUGAGCUGUUGGUAGUUUGCAAGGCAAACCUCUAUUCUAUCCAGAAGAUGUUUCACCUGUUCCCAGAAGCUCUAACAGGAGUUCUACUUCGAAAUGCUCUCAGAUAUGGCUGCCAGCCUGGGGUUGUCGGUUUCUUUGUGGAUCAGAAUCCUUCCGUAGUUAUUCAGGAUUGCCUCUACUUUGCUGUGAGUCGUGGACCGGACCCCCACAACCAACCCACAGAACAGGACAUUAAGAAGCUGGCAGCAGCAAACCCAGGGCAGGUGCUCACCAGAUGCCAUGCUGAACAUAAUGGGUACACCCCUUUGGAGGUAGCUCUUCAACGGGACUGCUUCAGCACAAGCCUACUUGGUUUUUUUGCUCAAAGCUGUCUAAGUGCAGACACGGACAGUUCGCUGGACCAUCUUCAUUUAUAUGAUUCUUACUGCGGUCUCAUGGCUAGCUACUACGUUGAUCAUGAAAACUGUAUAAUAAUCGAGGGCGCGGACGUGGCCAACAUCAGGGCCAUAUCUCCUUUGAUCUCGAAGGCAAAGAGCAUCUGGGCCAGAUUGCAAGAGUGUUGGAGAAAUGGUGCUAAGGGUGCUGAGCUUUUUUGCUGCCUGCUAGAAAUGAACAACCUCAAAGACUUGGAGAUUGUGAUCCCGGAAGACUUUGAGAACUAUGUUGGCAUUGAAUCGCAAGCAAGUCACCUUGAUUUGGUCCAGCCUCUCUUGGCCAGAAGUGGGAUUCAGAUGCUUGAAAUUAGUGGCUCUGUAGGUGAAAGCCGAUUCAGGUAUCAGAGGUUCCUUGAGAGUCUUGACUAUGGAGUGGCCCAAAUGCCUCAGCUUGAAGAAUUGAGGGUUGAUUUGAGUCGCAGUGAUCACCUUCAACAAGUUGUGCCUGUACUUUGUGAGCUUGUAGGGAGAAAGGAAACCAAACUCAAACUCCUGGAGAUUUCAACUUGGCUUGCAACUGCAGAUCAUGGAGACCUGUUCCCACUCUUGGAAGCUUUGGCAAGCAACAAAGAAAACAGUGCAAAUAGGCUAAAGCACUUCCGUUACCGCAAACUAGAUGGUCACAACCAGACCCAAAAUGAAUACCCAGAACGGAAACUCUAUGAAGAUUUCGCCCUCAAGAUGCUCAAAAACUCCAACAUGGCGUUGGAAGCGGCAAGCUUUCGGAGGAGCACUGGAAACACAAUGCUCAAGUACUACAGUGACUUGAAUACAUGUGGUAGGAAGAAGGUGACAAAGUCUUCCGCAACUGUGGCCGAUUUGGUUGGCGUGUUACUGUCUACCCCCAAAGAAGAGGAGUUGUAUUGCAGAUGGGGGGAUUGCAUGCUGGGACUGCAGUAUGGGCUUCUUCGUGAAUCGCCUUCAGUUUGGUGCAAUGCAGGCCAAGCCCUUCAAGGGUUGUCUAAGGCAAUCUCCAAGCCUCGGGUCAAGCGAAUGGCGGAUGGAAGCACCAAACAGAUCUAG
This is a messenger RNA of Seminavis robusta, 1917 nucleotides long. The record is from the annotation of a GenBank genome assembly. Lineage: Eukaryota; Bacillariophyta; Bacillariophyceae; Naviculales; Naviculaceae.